AUUAGGAAAACAAUAGACCCCCAUCGUUUCAUCUACACCCCGUCGCAGAUGAUCCUCGCCCCCAUCCCACACAUUCCUUCUCCGCUUACAAUCUUUGGCGCGAAAUCCGACGUGGCACAUGUACACAUCAGCUUACACGUAGGACUCGCGCCAAAACUCCUCUGCCCCAAAACCCUCAUUCUCCGUGUAUAUAUAUAGCUAGCAUAAAGUGGUCUCUCACUGCCUCUCUCUCUCCUCGUCUCUCUCUCUCUCUCCCUCUCCCUCCCUUGCUCUCUCGAUAUACAUACUUAUUCGAUUUAAUAAUUUAAUGGAUUCAGCUGAAGAAAUGAGAUCGACAUUUGAAUCGUUUAAAUCGAAGAAGAUCUUAAACUCGGUUUCCAAAACGCCGUCGUUGCCGGAAGCCGUUAAAGCUCCGAUUGAGAGUCCGUGGAGCUCCAAAACGCCGGAAAAGUCGGUGAACCCGACCCGCCGGCUCCGGAAUCGAGGCGCCGCUCUGUCGCUGAAAGAAGUCCGACAGUGUGCUAAAAAGCUCCAGAACCGAGAUCCGAAAACCCGACCCGACCCGGUUACAGCUUCAGAUGAACAGAUCUCUUCGGAGCCUGUUCAAUCUCCUGUUGCGAAGCCAAAAAGAUCUGUAAAGCUACCAGAACAGUAUGAGAUAUUGGAUAAGUUAUUUAGUAGUCUGGAUAGUUCGAUUCGAUUACUCCGAAUCAAGGGUACUGUGUCGACAUUUGCCAACAUUAGCCCCAAAAUGGAAUGCCUAACCGAUAGGCGAUUUUCUCAUGGUCAAUUAGCUCAGCUGAAGUUUAUAUUCCCUGAAGCUAUUGAGAUUGAGAAGAUUCUUAUGAGGGAUGAGCGUACCUGUUGUAUGAAGCCUGAUCUUCACGUGACUUUGAAUUUUGAUGCGAUUGAGAGUGAUGGGAAGUCAAAGUCAAGCAGUUCAAAUAGUGGUAGUUUGCUAUUGAGGAAAGCUUUUCGUGCCCGACUUUUCAAGUUUUUGGAAGCUCAUCCAGAGGGGGAUGAGGUUCCAGAGGCGACACUGCCAGAGCCAUUUAACAAGCCACCACAGGGCUCGCUGAAGAUGGACACAAUAGAUGCAUCUAAUGUUUCUGCAACUAAACAGAAAUCUGUACUCUUCAGUCAGCAGCCUGUGCCACCUUCCCAUUUACCCCCAUCUUUCAGGAGGGGAUUCUCAAAACGAACUUUAAGCACUGAAGCAGUGAAUACAAGCCAAGUGCAACCUAUUGCUGUUUGCCCAGCUAAAUUUCUUCCAGUUUCAAAACAAUUUGAUCUUUCUUCUGAGAAGGAAACAUCAGCAUCUAUUCAAUGUAUUGAUUUUCCUGUAAGAUCAGCCCUUUCCCCAAAAGAAUUAACAUCUGGGGGUUCCCGAGCUUGUCCACUAUCUUCUCGCCCACCAGCUACUCCAAUUAAACAAUUUUCUUCAACAAAGAAUGAGGUUUCCUCUACAGUAUCUGAUAGCAUCCAAGUUACUCCUGUGAAAUCCUUUUCAAAAUCAUCAAAAUUGCUUUCAACCCCAGCAAAACUCACAAGUGGCGAAGAAACUCCAGAAAAACUCAUGAGUGCCACACCCGUGCUGCAGCCACCCAAGAGGUGUUAUAUGAGCCCAGAUGCUGAUACAAUGAGUUCGCCAAACAAAUUAGUCAGGCGGCCACAACGUAGUAGGUCCCUGAAAUUUGACACCCCUAAAAAAAAGGAACGUAUUGAUGAAGUUUUUGACACCCCUAUGAAGAAGAGACGUGUUGAGGAAACCACAACCACUGGGGGCGGAAAGUUAUCACUUGACGAUGAUAUUUUUGACAUACUUCCUCAGAAUCUUCUUCUGUCGAUUAGAGAAAAAGAAAAGAAAGUCCUGGAGGAUCAGGACCCAGCAAUCUCGCAAGCAAAGCGGCGGCAACAGAUGAUUGCUAGCUUGCCUAAGCUCUUCGACAUGGUUCAUUACUUUUUUCAGUCAAUUAAGCGUUCAGCCAUUACAAAAGAUGAGCUUUUGCACAAAAUUGUUGCAAGCCAUUUGGACAUUGUUGACAAAAGAGAGGUUGAAGAGCAGCUGAGAUUGUUACAAGAACUAGCUCCUGAAUGGAUCUAUGAGAAGUCUGCGACUACAGGGGAUCUUCUUUUAUGCAUUAACAAGAUAUCAAGUCCUGAAUCAGUACGAGCAAGAUUAGCUGAAGCAAGAUAAAGAAUGCUGCUUGAUGGACCGCCAGCUACAUUUUGCCCCUGUACAUGUCUUUUGGCAUUGCUUUUUAAUUUUUUUUCCCCAUUCUUGUCGCUAACAUCACCAGUUAUGUAGUUUGGUUUGUAAUUUAAAUGAUGAAAUCAAGCUAGAAUUACUGAUCCGUAGUUGCUAGUAAAUAGCCAACAUUCAGUUCUCAGUAACUUAAUGAACUUAUGUGGUUAUUUACAACUUCAGUGUGGCACUUGACUUUAUUGUUUUAUUUUUUGUGAA
Daucus carota subsp. sativus is the source of this 2464-nucleotide messenger RNA. Its product is annotated as CDT1-like protein a, chloroplastic. The record is from RefSeq and is a predicted model, not a curated record. Gene Ontology annotation, cellular component: nucleus. Lineage: Eukaryota; Viridiplantae; Streptophyta; Magnoliopsida; Apiales; Apiaceae. Gene Ontology annotation, biological process: mitotic cell cycle; DNA replication checkpoint signaling; regulation of DNA-templated DNA replication initiation. The coding region runs from base 308 to 2197 and encodes 629 amino acids. The transcript has 7 exons. Gene Ontology annotation, molecular function: DNA polymerase binding; DNA binding.